Culicoides brevitarsis is the source of this 2462-nucleotide messenger RNA. RefSeq names its product sorting nexin-27 (gene Snx27). The transcript has 6 exons. NCBI's taxonomy places the organism in Eukaryota, Metazoa, Arthropoda, Insecta, Diptera, Ceratopogonidae. Gene Ontology annotation, cellular component: early endosome. Gene Ontology annotation, molecular function: protein binding; phosphatidylinositol-3-phosphate binding. The coding region runs from base 79 to 1563 and encodes 494 amino acids. Gene Ontology annotation, biological process: endocytic recycling; intracellular protein transport; signal transduction. The record is from RefSeq and is a predicted model, not a curated record.
UCGUCUCACCGCUGCAAAUAAUGGUGGAACUGUUUUUCAUAAUUUAAUUAAAGAAUUACUCGAGUAAUUAAAAGUAAAAUGGAUAACAGCCUCAAAGCAAGCGGUCCACGGGUAGUUACAAUUCAUAAAACCGAGACGGGCUUCGGAUUUAAUGUCCGUGGACAGGUUUCUGAAGGUGGACAAUUAAGAAGUAUUAAUGGUGAACUUUAUGCCCCCCUUCAACAUGUUUCCGCAGUGCUGGACAGAGGAGCAGCUGAAAAAGCUGGUAUCAAGAAAGGAGAUCGUAUAUUAGAAGUAAAUCAUGUGAAUGUUGAGGGAGCCACACACAAACAGGUAGUGGAUUUGAUCAAAUCUGGAGGAGACUGCUUGACACUCACGGUUAUUUCAGUCAGUGCACAAGAAGCAGAAAGAUUAGAACCAACAGAAGAUCAAACUGGAUAUUCAUAUAUUGAUUACUCUGAAAAACGAUCGUUGCCUAUAAGUAUUCCCGACUACAACGUGUUGACACGAAAUGGAGAAAAAUAUGUCGUGUUCAAUAUUCACAUGGCUGGAAGACAGUUGUGCUCCAGACGUUAUCGCGAAUUUGCCAAUUUGCACUCAAUAUUGAAAAAAGAAUUUACUGGCUUUAAUUUUCCCAAGCUGCCGGGCAAGUGGCCGUUCCAGUUGAGUGAGCAGCAAUUAGAUGCUCGUCGCCGCGGUCUCGAACAGUAUCUCGAAAAAGUGUGUGCCGUACGUGUGAUUGCCGAAAGUGAUGCCAUGCAGGAAUUUCUCACAGAUUCAGAAGAUGAUUUGUCUGCGACGCCUGUCGAUAUUAAAGUUAUGCUGCCCGAUCACGAGGUGGUGACUGUUAGUGUGCGAAAGUCCGCCAAUGCUCAAGCGGUCUGGGAUCAAGUAGUACAACGAGCAAAUCUAACUUCGUACACGCAACAAUACUUUUACUUGUUCGAAAUAGUCGAGUACAAUUUCGAACGAAAGCUGCAACCGCAGGAAAUACCACACCAACUUUAUGUGCAGAAUUACAGUACAGCAUCGAGCACUUGUUUGUGCGUAAAACGCUGGCUUUUUUCAAUUGAACGUGAGCUGACACUCCCUCCUGGAGAGCAGGCCGCCAAAUUUAUAUUUUAUCAAGCAGUUGACGAAGUAAACCGGGGCAAUAUAAGGGCAGACGGACGUCUGUAUGAAUUAAAGGCACUGCAGGACUCAAAGAAGGCAGAAGAGUAUCUAGCGUUAGCUCGAAUUUUACCAGGAUAUGCAGAUCUGGUUUUUCCGCACUGCGCUUGUGAUAGUCGAAAAGAAGGACAUGUGGUCCCCGCUGUGGGUAUUCAGAGCUUUAGAUUGCAUGCAUGCCGAGAAGAUGGAACAUUAGAAGCACAAACAGUUGAAUUAAAAUGGGAAACCAUUGACCGAUAUGAAAGCGACGAGGAGUCCAUGGCUUUCUGUUUCCAAUAUUCUCGACCCGACAAACCAUCAAGAUGGGUUAAAGUAUUUACACCAUAUCACGCAUUUUUGGCGGAUUGCUUUGAUAGAAUAAUGGAGGAGAGAAAAUGGAAUUCAGAUGAAUAGCGUUCAACCGAUGUUUUGUCUCAAUGUACAAAAUGUUCAACAAAUAACAACAACAAUAACAACAAUAACGAAAAGCAACCACAAAAGAAAACGAUUGAGUCUGAAGCUGACUAUGAAAAUGUAUCACUCAAUUAGAUAUUACUGUGAUAUAGGGCUCAAUUCAUGCGUGGAUAUAGUAACUUAUCCUUUAAGAGGGUAAGUAGAAUUAGAUGAAUAAACAGAAUUGUAUAACAUAUAUAAAUACAUAUAAUUUUAUUGGUGAUACUCGAAACAUUACACAUUAUGUUUUCAAUUUAGAACUUAGAAUGUUAUUAUUACGUAUGAAACAUGCCAUCAAGUUUAUUUACUUUAGUAUAGCCAUUUCAAGAAAUAAUGACCAAUCUUUAUAAAUAUCCAGCACUUUACCUUACUGAUCAGAGUAGAAAUCGGAAAACAUAUAAUUUAAAUAUACAAAAGAAAAAUCUUUAUAAAAUAAUAUCUAUUUCAUCGAUAAUGGCAAUCACACAGCUAAUAUCAAACCUAUUUUAGAACACAAAUCGAAAGUAUCCAGCUCUAUAUAGAAUUUUAAUAAUAUAAUCAAUGUACAUGAACAUAAUUAAUUAAUAAAAUAUAUCAUCAAUACGUUUUUGUACAAAAAAAACACACACACAAGGAAUGUUGAGCUCAAAAUGUUCGCACCGAAAACCUUUUACAAAGAAAAGUCUGAAAUUGAUCCGAAAUCGUUUGUGUUUAGACACAUUACAUAUGCUUAGCUUGUUUCAUUAACAUUCCUCAUGCUUUUGAGCUUUUACAUUAGUAGAUAAUCAUUCCGUUUUACAUCUUAAGUUCAUCCUGAUAGAUACUUUCCUCAUAAAUUAAACAAAAAACAAACAUUGACAUUUAAAAAAAUAAAAUAUGAU